This is a messenger RNA of Callithrix jacchus (white-tufted-ear marmoset), 15465 nucleotides long. The record is from RefSeq and is a predicted model, not a curated record. NCBI's taxonomy places the organism in Eukaryota, Metazoa, Chordata, Mammalia, Primates, Cebidae.
UGUGCCAUGGAUCAUGCUUGGUUCUGGGAAAUUCACUUCUCCCCCAACCUAGACACACAUAGGCAUCCCUGACAUAAAGCUCUUGGCCUAUCAAGAAAAGAUGGCUAGGUAUUUGUGCAGUUGUGUAGUACAUCGUCACAGGUGCUCUGUCAGAAGCUUACAUUGGAAAGAGGAGGCACAAGAGAAGAGAGUGGUCUAGGUUACCUGGAGGCUGGAGAAGCUGUUCUCAAGGCUUCAUGACAGAAGUCAUCCUUGAGCAUAGUUUUAAAAGAUUAUAUUUUAAACCAAGUGAAUAACAUCUGAAAAUCAUAGCUUUCUUAUAGUCACUCUAGGAUAUUAAUAGCCAAUCCUUUUCCUUAAGUGGCUCUUGACCAGCUAAAAUGUACCUCUUCAGGUUCAGAGACACAUUUUAGAACGUUAUAGUUUUCUCAUUAUGUAUUGUAUCUGUUCCAUCUUGAAGUACCUGUAGGAAGAAAUUGAGUGCAGGUUUUGUGUGUGCCUUGAGAGCUGAUCCUAUCAAGGGUGUGUCAGAAACCAACCAGCAGAGUCCCCAAAUCACUCGAGUCCCUGGCGUUCUUUUUUCAAGGCUUUCUUCAUUGUAGCCUGUUCCUGAUGGUAAUUGGUUGAAUCAGAUUUAACAAUGCAGUCAGAUAAACAGUUGUGGCAGCUGCUGCCAUGGCAACGUCACCGUCCUUACCCUCCCAGUGCGCGCCCCUUCCCCACCCCUCCUCCUCCUCCUGCUUUCCUCCAGUAAGUGCAUACUCGCUAGUGGUCUGUACAGGCGGCACGGUUUGAUGGCAGAGAUAUUUUCUUUCCAAACAGUUCAAAAUGAUGAACGAAGAUGCAGCUCAGAAAAGCGACAGUGGAGAGAAGUUCAAUGGCAGUAGUCAGAGGAGAAAAAAACCCAAGAAGGUGACAUGCCCCCAGAUGAAACCAGAGGCUGUCAACAUUGAAAAGUCUGACAGCAAUGCAAGCUUUCUUCGUGCUGCCAGAGCAGGCAACCUGGACAAAGUUGUGGAAUAUCUGAAGGGGGGCAUAGACAUCAAUACCUGCAAUCAGAAUGGACUCAACGCUCUCCAUCUGGCUGCCAAGGAAGGCCAUGUGGGGCUGGUGCAGGAACUGCUGGGAAGAGGGUCCUCUGUGGAUUCUGCCACUAAGAAGGGAAAUACUGCUCUCCACAUUGCAUCUUUGGCUGGACAAGCAGAAGUUGUCAAAGUUCUUGUUAAGGAAGGAGCCAAUAUUAAUGCACAGUCUCAGAAUGGCUUUACUCCUUUAUACAUGGCUGCCCAAGAGAAUCACAUUGAUGUUGUAAAAUAUUUGCUGGAAAAUGGAGCUAAUCAGAGCACGGCUACAGAGGAUGGCUUUACUCCUCUAGCUGUGGCACUCCAGCAAGGACACAACCAGGCAGUGGCCAUCCUCCUGGAGAAUGACACCAAAGGGAAAGUAAGGCUACCAGCUCUGCAUAUUGCUGCUAGGAAAGAUGACACCAAAUCUGCCGCGCUCCUGCUUCAGAAUGACCACAAUGCUGACGUACAAUCCAAGAUGAUGGUGAAUAGGACAACUGAGAGUGGUUUUACCCCUUUGCACAUAGCUGCACACUAUGGAAAUGUCAACGUGGCAACUCUUCUUCUAAACCGGGGAGCUGCUGUGGACUUCACAGCCAGGAAUGGAAUCACUCCUCUGCAUGUGGCUUCCAAAAGGGGAAAUACAAACAUGGUGAAGCUCCUACUGGAUCGAGGUGGUCAGAUCGAUGCCAAAACUAGGGAUGGGCUGACACCACUUCACUGUGCGGCACGAAGUGGGCAUGACCAAGUGGUGGAACUUCUGUUGGAACGGGGUGCUCCCUUGCUGGCAAGGACUAAGAAUGGGUUGUCUCCACUACACAUGGCUGCCCAGGGAGACCACGUGGAAUGUGUGAAGCACCUGUUGCAACACAAGGCACCUGUUGAUGAUGUCACCCUAGACUACCUGACAGCCCUCCACGUUGCUGCACACUGUGGCCACUACCGUGUAACCAAACUCCUUUUGGACAAGAGAGCCAAUCCAAACGCCAGAGCCCUGAAUGGUUUUACUCCACUGCACAUUGCCUGCAAGAAAAACCGCAUCAAAGUCAUGGAACUGCUGGUGAAAUAUGGGGCUUCAAUCCAAGCUAUAACAGAGUCUGGCCUCACACCAAUACAUGUGGCUGCCUUCAUGGGCCACUUGAACAUUGUCCUCCUUCUGCUGCAGAACGGAGCCUCUCCAGAUGUCACUAACAUUCGUGGUGAGACGGCACUACACAUGGCAGCCCGAGCUGGGCAGGUGGAAGUGGUCCGAUGCCUCCUGAGAAAUGGUGCCCUUGUUGAUGCCAGAGCCAGGGAGGAACAGACACCUUUGCAUAUUGCCUCCCGCCUGGGUAAGACAGAAAUUGUCCAGCUGCUUCUGCAACAUAUGGCUCAUCCAGAUGCAGCCACUACAAAUGGGUACACACCACUGCACAUCUCUGCCCGGGAGGGCCAGGUGGACGUGGCAUCAGUCCUGUUGGAAGCAGGAGCAGCCCACUCCUUAGCUACCAAGAAGGGUUUUACUCCCCUGCAUGUAGCAGCCAAGUAUGGAAGCCUGGAUGUGGCAAAACUUCUCUUGCAACGCCGUGCUGCCGCAGAUUCUGCAGGGAAGAAUGGCUAUACUCCGUUACAUAUUGCUGCCAAGAAGAAUCAAAUGCAGAUAGCUUCCACACUCCUAAACUAUGGAGCAGAGACAAACAUUGUGACAAAGCAGGGAGUAACGCCACUCCAUUUGGCCUCACAGGAGGGGCACACAGAUAUGGUUACCUUGCUUCUGGAUAAGGGAGCCAAUAUCCACAUGUCAACCAAGAGUGGACUCACAUCCUUACACCUUGCAGCCCAGGAAGAUAAAGUGAAUGUUGCUGAUAUUCUUACCAAGCAUGGAGCUGAUCAGGACGCUCAUACAAAGCUUGGUUACACACCUUUAAUCGUGGCCUGUCACUACGGAAAUGUGAAAAUGGUCAACUUUCUUCUGAAGCAGGGAGCAAAUGUUAAUGCAAAAACCAAGAACGGCUACACGCCUUUGCACCAGGCCGCGCAGCAGGGCCACACGCACAUCAUCAACGUCCUGCUCCAGCAUGGGGCCAAGCCCAACGCCACCACCGCGAAUGGCAACACUGCCUUGGCGAUUGCUAAGCGUCUGGGCUACAUCUCCGUGGUCGACACCCUGAAGGUUGUGACUGAGGAGGUCACCACCACCACCACAACGAUUACAGAAAAACACAAACUAAAUGUUCCUGAGACGAUGACUGAGGUUCUCGAUGUUUCUGAUGAAGAGGCUCUUAAACAGUUUGGUGACCACUUUAUUGAUGGGGAGGCACUUAGUGAUUCAGGUGAUGACACAAUGACAGGAGAUGGGGGAGAAUACCUUAGGCCUGAGGACCUAAAAGAACUGGGUGAUGACUCACUACCCAGCAGUCAGUUCCUGGAUGGUAUGAAUUACCUGCGAUACAGCUUGGAGGGAGGACGAUCUGACAGCCUUCGAUCCUUCAGUUCCGACAGGUCUCACACUCUGAGCCAUGCCUCCUACCUGAGGGACAGUGCUGUGAUGGACGACUCCGUUGUGAUUCCCAGUCACCAGGUGUCAGCUCUAGCCAAGGAGGCAGAAAGGAAUUCUUAUCGCCUAAGCUGGGGCACUGAGAACUUAGACAACGUGGCUCUUUCUUCUAGUCCUAUUCAUUCAGGCCGCGCCUCUCCAUGUCUUGAUCGUGACAACAGCAGUUUCCUGGUUAGUUUUAUGGUGGAUGCCCGAGGUGGUGCUAUGCGAGGAUGCAGACACAAUGGGCUCCGAAUCAUUAUUCCACCUCGGAAAUGCACUGCUCCAACACGAGUCACCUGCCGGCUGGUCAAACGCCAUAGACUGGCAACAAUGCCUCCAAUGGUGGAAGGGGAAGGCCUGGCCAGUCGCCUGAUCGAAGUUGGACCUUCUGGUGCUCAGUUCCUUGGUAAACUUCACCUGCCAACGGCUCCUCCCCCACUUAAUGAGGGAGAAAGUUUGGUCAGCCGCAUUCUUCAGCUGGGGCCUCCUGGAACCAAAUUCCUUGGGCCUGUGAUCGUGGAGAUCCCUCACUUUGCGGCCCUUCGAGGAAAGGAAAGGGAACUGGUGGUCCUGCGCAGUGAGAAUGGGGACAGCUGGAAAGAACAUUUCUGUGACUACACUGAAGAUGAAUUAAAUGAAAUUCUUAAUGGCAUGGAUGAAGUACUAGAUAGCCCAGAAGACCUAGAAAAGAAACGAAUCUGCCGCAUCAUCACCCGAGACUUCCCACAGUACUUUGCAGUGGUGUCUCGUAUCAAACAGGACAGCAACCUGAUUGGCCCAGAGGGAGGUGUGCUGAGCAGCACAGUGGUGCCCCAGGUGCAGGCCGUCUUCCCAGAGGGAGCACUCACCAAGCGGAUCCGCGUAGGCCUGCAGGCUCAACCUAUGCACAGUGAGCUGGUUAAGAAGAUCCUAGGCAACAAAGCUACCUUCAGCCCCAUAGUCACUUUGGAACCUAGAAGAAGAAAAUUCCACAAACCAAUUACCAUGACCAUUCCUGUCCCCAAAGCUUCAAGUGAUGUCAUGUUGAAUGGAUUUGGGGGAGAUGCACCAACCUUAAGAUUACUAUGUAGCAUAACAGGUGGAACCACCCCUGCUCAAUGGGAGGAUAUUACAGGAACUACGCCAUUAACAUUUGUCAAUGAAUGUGUUUCCUUUACAACGAACGUGUCUGCCAGGUUCUGGCUGAUAGACUGUCGGCAGAUCCAGGAAUCUGUUACUUUUGCAUCACAAGUAUAUAGAGAAAUUAUCUGCGUACCUUAUAUGGCCAAGUUUGUAGUGUUUGCCAAGUCACAUGACCCCAUCGAAGCCAGGUUGAGAUGUUUCUGCAUGACUGAUGAUAAAGUGGAUAAGACCCUUGAACAACAAGAAAAUUUUGCUGAGGUGGCCAGGAGCAGGGAUGUGGAGGUAUUAGAAGGAAAACCCAUCUAUGUUGAUUGUUUUGGCAACCUGGUACCAUUAACUAAAAGUGGCCAGCAUCAUAUAUUCAGUUUUUUUGCCUUCAAAGAAAAUAGACUUCCUUUAUUUGUCAAGGUACGCGAUACAACUCAGGAACCUUGCGGACGACUAUCAUUUAUGAAGGAGCCAAAAUCCACAAGAGGCCUGGUGCAUCAAGCUAUUUGCAACUUAAAUAUCACCUUGCCGAUUUAUACAAAGGAAUCAGAGUCAGAUCAAGAACAGGAGGAAGAGAUCGAUAUGACAUCAGAAAAAAAUGAUGAGACAGAAUCUACAGAAACAUCUGUCCUGAAAAGUCACCUGGUUAAUGAAGUUCCUGUCCUAGCAAGUCCGGACUUGCUCUCUGAAGUUUCUGAGAUGAAACAAGAUUUGAUCAAAAUGACCGCCAUCUUGACCACAGAUGUGUCUGAUAAGGCAGGUUCUAUUAAAGUGAAGGAGCUGGUGAAGGCUGCUGAGGAAGAGCCAGGAGAGCCUUUUGAAAUCGUUGAAAGAGUUAAAGAGGACUUAGAGAAAGUGAAUGAAAUCCUGAGAAGUGGAACGUGCACCAGAGAUGAAGGCAGUGUGCAGCGCUCUCGGUCUGAGCGAGGAUUAGUGGAAGAGGAAUGGGUUAUUGUCAGUGAUGAGGAAAUAGAAGAGGCUAAGCAAAAAGCACCUUUAGAAAUCACUGAAUAUCCAUGUGUAGAAGUUAGAGUAGAUAAAGAGAUCAAAGGAAAAGUAGAGAAAGACUCAAGUGGGCUAGUGAACUACCUUACUGACGAUCUGAAUUCCUAUGUGCCUCUUCCCAAAGAGCAGCCACAGACAGUUCAAGAUAAGGCAGGGAAGAAAAGUGAGGCUCUGUCUGUUGGCAGGAGCUCUGAAAAGGAAGGGAAAGACAAACCCCCAGAUGAGACACAGAGUACACAGAAACACAAACCAAGCUUGGGAAUAAAGAAGCCAGUGAGAAGGAAAUUAAAAGAAAAGCAGAAACAAAAAGAGGAAGGUUUACAAGCUAGUGCAGAGAAAGCUGAACUUAAAAAAGGUAGUUCAGAAGAGUCAUUAGAUGAAGACCCAGGUUUAGCCCCUGAACCUCUUCCCACUGCCAAGGCCACAUCUCCUUUGAUAGAAGAAACUCCCAUUGGUUCCAUAAAGGAUAAAGUAAAGGCCCUUCAGAAGCGAGUGGAAGAUGAACAGAAAGGUCGAAGCAAGUUGCCCAUCAGAGUCAAAGGCAAGGAGGACGUGCCAAAAAAAACCACCCAUAGGACACAUCCAGCUGCGUCACCCUCUCUAAAGUCAGAGAGACAUGCACCAGGGUCUCCGUCCUCUAAAACAGAAAGACACUCUGCUCUUUCCUCUUCUGCAAAAACUGAAAGGCACCCUCCAGUAUCACCAUCAAGUAAAACUGAGAAACACUCACCUGUGUCACCCUCUGCAAAAAUGGAAAGACAUUCACCUGUGUCAUCGUCGAGUAAAGCUGAGAAACACUCACCUGUAUCACCCUCGACAAAAACUGAAAGGCACUCCCCUGUAUCAUCUACAAAAACAGAAAGACACCCACCUAUUUCACCUUCAGGCAAAGCAGACAAACGUCCACCUGUAUCACCCUCUGGAAGAACAGAGAAACACCCACCAGUAUCCCCUGGGAGAACAGAAAAACGCUUGCCUGUUUCACCCUCUGGAAGAAUAGACAAGCACCCACCUGUAUCAACCACUGGGAAAACCGAGAAGCACCUGCCUGUGUCACCUUCUGGCAAAACAGAAAAGCAACCACCUGUAUCCCCCACUUCAAAAACAGAGAGGAUCGAGGAAACCAUGUCUGUUCGGGAGUUGAUGAAGGCUUUUCAGUCAGGUCAGGACCCUUCUAAACAUAAAACUGGACUCUUUGAGCACAAAUCAGCAAAACAAAAGCAGCCACAAGAGAAAGGUAAAGUUCGGGUAGAAAAAGAAAAGGGGCCAAUAUUAACCCAGAGAGAAACACAGAAAACAGAGAAUCAGACCAUCAAACGAGGUCAGAGACUCCCGGUAACGGGCGUAACAGAAUCCAAAAGAGGAUUUCGUGCUUCCUCCAUAGGGAUUAAGAAAGAAGAUGCAGUCACAGAAAAGGAGAAAAGUCUCAGCCACAAAAUACCUGAACCUGUUCAGUCAGCACCUGAAGAAGAAAGCCACAGAGAGAGCAAAGUCCCCAAAGAAAAGAUGGCCGAUGAGCAGGGAGAUAUGGAUCUCCAGAUCAGCCCAGAUAGGAAAACCUCCACUGACUUCUCUGCAGUCAUUAAGCAAGAGUUGGAAGACAAUGACAAAUACCAACAAUUCCGACUGAGUGAGGAGACGGAAAAGGCACAGCUUCACUUAGACCAAGUACUCACAAGUCCUUUCAACACGACAUUUCCCCUCGACUACAUGAAAGAUGAGUUCCUUCCAGCUCUGUCUUUACAGAGCGGUGCUUUAGAUGGCAGUUCUGAAAGCCUAAAGAACGAGGGGGUAGCAGGCUCUCCGUGUGGCAGCCUGAUGGAGGGGACCCCUCAGAUUAGUUCAGAAGAAAGCUAUAAGCAUGAGGGCCUAGCAGAGACCCCCGAGACGAGCCCAGAAAGCCUUUCUUUCUCACCAAAGAAAAGUGAGGAGCAAAUUGGGGAAACGAAGGAAACCACCAAAGUAGAAACCACCACAGAAAUUCAUACAGAAAAAGAGCAUUCUGCCACCAAAGACAUUACUGGUGAGAAAAGUGAGGAGCAAAUUGGGGAAACGAAGGAAACCACCAAAGUAGAAACCACCACAGAAAUUUAUACAGAAAAAGAGCAUUCCGCCACCAAAGACAUUACUGGUGGCUCUGAAGAGCAAGGUGCCACAGUCACUGAGGGCUCAGAGACUUCUACUGAGGGUUUUCAGAAAGAGGCCACUCUAGAGUCUCCCAAAGACACAGGUCCCAAAAGAGAAGAUGAUUGCACAGGCAGCUGUAGCGUAGCAUUAGUAAAAGAGACACCCACGGGACUGACUGAGGAGGCAGCCUGUGAUGAGAGUCAAUGUACCUUUGGUAGUUCAGCCUACAAGACACAAACUGAUAGUGAGGCUCAGGAAUCCACAGCCACGUUGGAGGAGACAAAGGCCUCGCUGCUGCCUGAGGCUUCUGUAAAGACAGAUACAGGAACUGAAUCAAAGCCUCAGGGAGUCAUUAGAAGUCCCCAAGGGUUAGAACUUGCACUCCCUAGCCGAGAUAGUGAAGUCCUCAGCGCUGUGGCUGAUGACUCAUUAGCUGUGAGCCACAAAGACUCUCUGGAAGCCAGCCCUGUGCUAGAAGAUAACUCCUCACACAAAACCCCUGAUUCUCUGGAACCAAGUCCUCUGAAAGAAUCCCCUUGCCGUGACUCUCUGGAAAGCAGCCCCGUUGAACCAAAGAUGAAGGCUGGAAUUUUUCCAGGUCACUUUCCUCUUGCUGCAGCUGUUGCCAAAACAGAACUCUUGAUGGAAGUGGCCUCUGUGCGGUCCCGGCUACUCCGAGACCCUGACGGCAGUGCUGAGGAUGACAGUCUUGAGCAGACAUCCCUCAUGGAGAGCUCAGGGAAGAGCCCCCUUUCUCCCGACACCCCCAGCUCUGAGGAAGUCAGCUAUGAGGUUACACCCAAAACCACAGAUAUAAGUACACCAAAACCAGCUGUGAUUCAUGAAUGUGCAGAGGAGGAUGAUUCAGAAAAUGGGGAGAAAAAGAGGUUCACACCUGAAGAGGAGAUGUUUAAAAUGGUAACCAAAAUCAAAACGUUUGAUGAACUUGAACAGGAAGCAAAGCAGAAAAGGGACUACAAAAAAGAACCCAAACAAGAAGAAUCUUCUUCAUCCUCUGACCCAGAUGCUGACUGUUCAGCAGAUGUGGAUGAACCAGAACAUAUAGGCAGUGAGGAGGAUGAAAGUUGUGUCCCUGUAUCAGUAACUUCAGAGAGCAGGAAGGUGUCUUCCUCCUCAGAAAGUGAACCUGAGUUGACACAGCUAAAAAAAGGUGCUGACUCGGGUCUCUUACCAGAACCAGUGAUUCGAGUUCAACCUCCUUCUCCACUUCCAUCCAGCAUGGACUCCAAUUCUAGUCCAGAAGAAGUACAGUUCCAGCCUAUCGUUUCCAAACAAUAUACUUUCAAGAUGAGUGAAGACAUUCAGGAAGAGCCAGGCAAAUCAGAAGAAGAAAGAGAUUCUGAAUCCCAUUUAGCUGAAGACAGUCAUGCAGUUUCCACCGAGGGUGCAGACAGGUCUUAUGAUAAGCUAAACAGAGACACUGAUCAGCCAAAAACCUGUGAUGGCCAUGGAUGUGAGGCCAUGAGUCCUAGCAGCUCAGCUGCUCCUGUCUCUUCAGGUCUGCAGAGUCCAGCUGGUGAUGAUGUUGAUGAACAGCCAGUCAUCUGUAAAGAAUCAUUAGCUCUCCAAGGCACUCAUGAAAAAGACACAGAAGGAAAAGAACAUGAUGUUUCUACAGCAGAAUCUCCACGAGUAGAUUGCCCCAGUGAAAGCUUUUCAUCUUCAUCCUCUUUCCCUCAUUGUUUGGUAUCCGAAGGAAAAGAACUGGAUGAAGACAUAUCUGCCACAUCUUCUACUCAAAAAACAGAGGUCACAAAAACUGGUGAAACAUUUGAGAGCUUAACAAAGGACUGCCCCACUCAAGACUCAUCCAUUACUACUCAAACAGAUAGAUUUUCCAUGGAUGUUCCCACGUCCGACCUAGCCGAGACUGAUGAAAUCUAUGAUCCCCGAAUUACUAGCCCUUAUGAAAAUGUCCCUUCCCAAUCUUUUUUCUCUAGUGAAGAAAGCAAAACCCAAACAGAUGCAGAUCACCCCACAAAUUUUCACUCUUCUGAAGUGUAUUCUGUUACCAUCACAUCCUCUGCUGAAGACAUUGUAGUGGCAAGCUCCUCUGGUGGAACUGUUUUAAGCAAAGAAUCUAAUUUUGAGAGCCAGGGCCUAAAAACGGAAUCCCAACAAGAAAGUACCUUGUGGGAAAUCCAAUCAGACAGUGCCUCGUCAUCUCUCAAACCUUCUCUGUCAGCUACAACAGAAGUUGUUGGUGAACAAAUUAGCAAAGUCAUCAUCACAAAAACUGAUGUGGAUUCUGAUUCCUGGAGUGAAAUUCGGGAAGACGACGAAGCCUUUGAGGCUCGUGUGAAAGAGGAAGAACAAAAGAUAUUUGGCUUGAUGGUAGACAGACAAUCACAGGGUACCACCCCUGACACCACUCCUGCUAGGACCCCAACUGAAGAGGGGACUCCAACAAGUGAGCAAAACCCAUUUCUGUUUCAGGAAGGAAAAUUGUUUGAAAUGACCCGAAGUGGUGCCAUCGAUAUGACCAAAAGGUCCUAUGCAGAUGAAAGUUUUCACUUUUUCCAAAUUGGUCAAGAAUCCAGAGAAGAGACAGCCUCUGAAGAUGUGAAGGAAGAGGCUGCUGGGGCUGAGCCGUUACAGCUGGAGACAUCAGUUGAGUCACUAGUGCUUUCAGAAUCAAAAGAAACAGUGGAUGAUGAAGCAGACUUACUUCCAGAUGACCUGAGUGAGGAAGUAGAGGAAAUACCUGCUUCAGAUGCUCAACUUAACUCCCAAAUGGGGAUUUCAGCCUCCACUGAAACAUUGACAAAAGAAACUGUUAGUGUAGUUUCUUUUGUCAAGGACCGCUCCACCAUGCAAAUGGGUGAUACACCUCCUCUUUCUGAUGUAAAGCAGAUAUCCUGCCCUGACUCUUCUGAACCAGUGGUACAAGCCCAGUUAGAUUUUUCCACAAUCACCAGGUCUGUUUAUUCAGAUAAGGGUGAUGCCUCUCCUGAUUCUUCCCCAGAAGAACAGAAAUCAGUGAUUGAAAUUCCUACUGCACCAAUGGAGAAUGUGCCUUCUACUGAAAGCAAAUCCAAAAUUCCUGUAAGGACUAUGCCCACUUCCACCCCAGCACUUCCAUCUGCAGAGUAUGAGAAUUCACUCUCUGAAGAUUUUCUAUCCAGCAUAGAUGAGGAAAAUAAGGAGGACGAAGCAAAACCGAAGUCCAAACUCCCUGUCAAGGUACCCCUCCAAAGAGUCGAACAGCAGCUCUCAGAUCUAGAUACCUCUGUCCAGAAGACAGUGGAUCCUCAGGGACAGGACAUGACGAGCAUCACACCAGAUGAUAGGAGCAAAUCUGAAUCCGAUGCCAGUUCUUUGGACUCAAAGAUCAUAUACCCAGAAAAAACCAGAAGUUACACUGAGACAGAAACAGAGAACAGAGAGAGGGCAGAGGAACUUGAGUUAGAAUCAGAAGAAGGGGCCACACGACCAAAGAUACUUGCAUCCCGAUUGCCAGUUAAGAGCAGAAGCACCACAUCUUCCUACAGGGGGGGCAUGAGCCCCACAAAAGAAAGUAAGGAGCAUUUCUUUGACCUUUACAGAAAUUCCAUAGAAUUCUUUGAGGAAAUUAGUGAUGAGGCUUCCAAGUUAGUGGAUAGGCUGACACAGUCAGAGAGGGAGCAGGAACUAGUUUCAGACGAUGAAAGUAGUAGUGCCCUGGAAGUUUCAGUAAUUGAAAAUCUGCCACCUGUUGAGACCGAGCACUCAGUUCCUGAGGACAUCUUUGACACAAGGCCCAUUUGGGAUGAGUCUAUUGAGACUCUGAUUGAACGCAUCCCUGAUGAAAAUGGCCAUGAUCAUGCUGAAGAUCCACAGGAUGAGCAGGAACGGAUCGAGGAAAGGCUGGCUUAUAUUGCUGAUCACCUUGGCUUCAGCUGGACAGAAUUAGCAAGAGAACUGGAUUUCACUGAGGAGCAAAUUCAUCAAAUUCGAAUUGAAAAUCCCAACUCUCUUCAAGACCAGAGUCAUGCACUGCUGAAGUACUGGUUAGAGAGGGAUGGGAAACAUGCUACAGAUACCAACCUCAUUGAAUGUCUCACCAAGAUCAACCGAAUGGAUAUUGUUCAUCUCAUGGAGACCAACACAGAACCUCUUCAGGAGCGCAUCAGUCAUAGUUAUGCAGAAAUUGAACAGACCAUUACACUGGAUCAUAGUGAAGGGUUCUCGGUACUUCAGGAGGAGUUAUGCACUGCACAGCACAAGCAGAAAGAGGAGCAAGCUGUUUCUAAAGAAAGCGAGACCUGUCACCCUCCUAUUGUCUCAGAGGAAGACAUUUCUGUUGGUUAUUCCACAUUUCAGGAUGGCAUCCCCAAAACUGAAGGGGACAGCCCAGCCACAGCACUCUUUCCCCAAACUCACAAGGAGCAAGUUCAACAGGAUUUCUCAGGGAAAAUGCAAGACCUGCCUGAAGAGUCAUCUCUGGAAUAUCAGCAGGAAUAUUUUGUGACAAGUCCAGGAACAGAAGCGUCAGAGACUCAGAAACCUACGGCAGUACCCGACUCUCCCAGCAAGACACCUGAGGAAGUUAGCACCCCUCCUGAGGAGGAGAGGCUGUAUCUUCAGACCCCAACAUCCAGUGAGCGGGGAGGCUCUCCCAUCAUACAAGAACCUGACGAGCCCUCAGAGCACAGAGAGGAGAGUUCUCCACGGAAAACCAGCCUCGUAAUAGUGGAGUCUGCCGAUAACCAGCUAGAGACCUGUGAAAGAGUUGACGAAGAUGCAGCUUUUGAAAAGGAGCUAACAGAGGAAUUAGGGGAGCUGGAGUCCAGCUCAGAUGAGGAGGCGAUGGUAACUACCAGGGUUGUCCGCCGGCGAGUGAUUAUUCAGGGAGACGAUAUGCCUGAAAUACCCCCAGAAACAGUCACAGAAGAAGAAUACAUUGAUGAACACGGACACACCGUGGUAAAGAAGGUUACUAGGAAAAUCAUUAGGCGGUAUGUAUCCUCUGAAGGCACAGAGAAGGAAGAGAUUAUGGUGCAGGGAAUGCCACAGGAACCUGUCAACAUCGAGGAAGGGGAUGGCUAUUCCAAAGUUAUAAAGCGUGUUGUAUUGAAGAGUGACACCAAGCAGUCAGAGGUCACUUUGUGUGAGCCCAACGUUUUGUCCAGUACCUCACAAUUUCAGUCUGAGCCAGUGGAAGGCCGUAGAGUCAGCAAAGUUGUUAAAACAACUGUGGUACGUGGAGAGAGGAUGGAGAAACAUCUGGGGGAUUCUAGUUUAGCCACUGAUCUUCCUUCAGCCAAAGAUGACUUUGAAGAGGCUUUGAGUUACACUGGUAGCCACAUGAAAAUCCACUUACCCAGUUUAGUAGAGAAUGAGAUCCUGAAAGAGGAUGGAUCAAUAAUUAAAAGGACAACAAUGAGUAAAGCCAGUACACAGAAGAGGGCUGUGGUGAAGGACCAGCAUGGAAAACGCAUUGACUUGGAGCACCUGGAGGAUGUACCAGAAGCACUAGACCAGGACGACCUCCAGCGCGAUCUCCAGCAGCUCCUUCGGCAUUUCUGCAAGGAGGACUUGAAGCAAGAGGCCAAAUGAGGGGCUGCCCAGUUCUCACACCAGAAACCACACAUUCACUCAAUAUGCAGCUUCCUGUUUCAGUAGAGGAGUGACCUAACUGGCCUAAUUAAUGGGAUACCCCGACAUUUCCAAUGUUAGCAAAUAUAUGGCAUUUUGUUUUAGUUUUCCCCCAUCCUCUUUAACUAUAAAGCUAAUUUGUGACCAAAGAUGGCAUCCUUCAUAUUGGAUGCUGUAUCCACUACUUUGUUGUGUCUGUGCUAACCUGGGAACUGGCCACCUCCAUUGUUCUUUGCUUCUGCACAAGAUCCAUGAAAAUCCAUUGAUCAGAAGAACUUCACCUGCAGACCUCUUCAAGUGACAUUAUAUAGGAAUCCUUCCAAGGGAUAUCUAUGUAAAAUGUAUAUAGCUGAAAUGCUCAGAUGAACAAUACAUUAAAAUUAAAACCACUGCCUAUUAUAACUACACUGGGCAUCGGAAUAAAAGGCCUCUAGAAAUUGCUGAACAAUGGUUAAUUAAGAUAUUGCUAACACAAUCGAGUGAUAAUACAGUUUUACUGCAAAAGAAGCACUUCAGACCUAAUCAUGUCCUUAGAACUUCCAGAGUAGCCACUGCUCCCAGCUAAAGGUGGGUUAAUAGCCUUGAAGAACUGUCCUGAGAAGUUACUGCUGGUGCUGGCUAGCCAUGACUUAGGACUCUCCAACAGCUACUCCGAGGCAGGGGAGAAGGGAGCAGAGGGCACACAGAGUGAAACCAUGGGGAAUUCAGUUGCUAGCAGCCACAUUGUGUGGCAUUCUAGCAUCUUCAGGUCUUUAGAUUUUGGAAAAGUUGGCAGGGUAUUUUAAAAGCUAUAACUACUGUAGUUUUCCAGUUUUCAUUGCUGCUUUAGCAAACCACGCUGUCUUACUGGUGGUACUUACUUCUGGCCACUGCACUGUAGAUAAUUCAUUGGAAACAAGAUUUACCCACUACAUAAAAGGUUAAACUCCUUCAGUAUGUUGGAGUGGAGUCUUUUUCUUUUUCUUUUUUUCAGGUUGAUAUCUUCUCUAAUACCUGCAUGUGACAUUUAAAAAUCAAAACCAUGGUCUAACCCCUCUUCUAAUCACAUUAAUGGUUUCCAUUCUUUUUACCCUGAGUGAGCACUUUUCACUUUCCAGCUAGGUCUGUUUUUCAGCUUGCAGAAGAGAUUGAGAAAUCCUUGAAAAAUUGGUUCUGGUUAAAAUUUUUGGUUUAUUUAUUUGAAAUCCACACUCCCUUGGAAACUCUUAAGUGCAUUUGUGCACUUCUGUUUGUUUGUCUCAAAGAAGGGACUAUAACAGUCUGAGUGAUUUCCGUGUCCUCUUCCUUAUUCCUCUAGUGGUUGAAGCUGUGUAGCAUUUUAACAUAUAUAUAUUCACAAAUAUAUUCAUAUAAACAGUAUACAUUUUGAAUCAGUCAUUUGUUAAAGAAAAGUAUAUUCAAUGAAGAUUAAAUUUAAAUAAAAAAGGACAGAGUCUAUCCUCCAGGGUUGAACAUUUUCCAAUUAUCUGGUCUUUUCCUGUUGUGCAAAAAUGACUCAUUGCUCUGAAUGUCAAAAACAAAUGCGACAAACAAUGGCACUUCAUCAUUUAAAGUAAUGUUGCCAAGAGAAAAAAAUUUCCUGGGAGGAAGGUUUCCCACAAGCCAAAUCUCCUAAGCCUCAAAUGCUAGCACUUUCUGGCAGUCGGAUAGGAAAUCAAACAUUCUUUGGCAGCCAAAAUGAGAGAGGCCGAUGGUGAAAUUUUUUGAGACACCCUAUGGCCUUCUUGUCAAAACCUUCACUGGAGCUCAAGAAACGCAUUUCUGUUGUGUUAUUUGCAGUGCAGAUGAUGUCUGUGUAACAACAUAAUGGUUAUUCACCUUUUUUGAUUUUGAUUUUUGCUGUGUUAUCAAAAACUUGAAUACUGUGAGAAGAAGUGAAUUUUCAGUUGACGAAUCAGCAUCUUGUUCCCAUGGUGAUAACACUAAUUGAAUAUAUCUAUGAGGGCAUGUAUUAGUUAAUGGGAAAAAAAUACAACACUAACAAUACAUAGCUGCAAUGUGUACAAUGGCUGAUUUAAUUAAAUAAAAUGUACAAGUGUUAAA